Molecule: messenger RNA, 4322 nt
Organism: Choloepus didactylus (southern two-toed sloth)
Lineage: Eukaryota; Metazoa; Chordata; Mammalia; Pilosa; Megalonychidae
Gene: SLC25A17
Product: solute carrier family 25 member 17
Exons: 9
Coding region: 166-1089 (307 amino acids)
Biological process (GO): transmembrane transport
Cellular component (GO): peroxisomal membrane
Molecular function (GO): NAD transmembrane transporter activity; ADP transmembrane transporter activity; FAD transmembrane transporter activity
Source: RefSeq, a predicted model, not a curated record
GAGGGCGCGGGGUGCCCUGUGACCCGGAAAUGGUUGUCCUGGAGGAGGCGGUCGGGCCCGAGAGGGUGGAGCUUGCGACACUCUGGGCUCCGGCUGUCCUUUCCUCGCACUGCGGGCCGCUCUUGUGAGAGAAGUGUGACUACGUCCACGUAAGGAGCCGUACGAAUGGCCUCCGUGCUGUCCUACGAAAGCCUGGUCCACGCGGUUGCCGGAGCCGUGGGAAGUGUGACAGCAAUGACAGUAUUUUUUCCUUUGGAUACAGCUAGACUUCGACUUCAGGUUGAUGAGAAAAGAAAGUCCAAAACUACACACAUGGUGCUCCUGGAGAUCAUUAAAGAAGAAGGCCUCCUGGCACCAUAUCGAGGGUGGUUUCCAGUAAUCUCCAGUCUCUGUUGCUCCAAUUUUGUCUAUUUCUACACUUUUAAUAGCCUCAAAGCAGUCUGGGUCAAAGGUCAACGCUCUACUACUGGAAAGGAUCUUGUAGUUGGAUUUGUUGCAGGAGUAGUGAAUGUGUUGCUGACAACUCCACUCUGGGUGGUAAACACCAGACUGAAGCUGCAGGGGGCAAAAUUUAGGAAUGAAGACAUUGUACCAACCAACUACAAAGGUAUUUUUGAUGCUUUUCACCAAAUAAUUCGGGAUGAAGGAAUCCUGGCUUUGUGGAAUGGCACGUUUCCCUCCUUGCUAUUGGUCUUCAAUCCUGCAAUCCAGUUCAUGUUCUAUGAGGGUUUGAAACGGCAGCUUUUAAAGAAACGGAUGAAGCUUUCUUCUUUGGAUGUGUUCGUCAUUGGUGCAAUAGCCAAAGCAAUUGCCACCACAGUCACCUACCCCAUGCAGACAGUACAGUCAAUUCUGAGGUUUGGACGUCACAGACUAAACCCAGAAAACAGAACAUUGGGAAGUCUUCGGAAUGUUCUCUAUCUUCUUCACCAACGAAUAAGGCGUUUUGGAAUAAUGGGACUCUACAAAGGCCUUGAAGCCAAACUGCUGCAGACAGUCCUCACUGCUGCUCUCAUGUUCCUUGUUUAUGAGAAACUGACAGCUGCUACCUUCAUGGUUAUGGGGCUGAAGAGUGCACGCAAGCACUGAGGCAGCUAACACUGGAAAAGAACGGAAAGAUGCUCAAAAUGAGGGGUUUCCUUCUGAAAGGGAGCUUACUCUUGCUCCUUCCACCACAGACUACCUUCAUUGGCUUGAAAAGCAUCUAAGGGUAAACAUGGAGUAUAGACAGAUGGAUCUAUUGCCAACUUAAUUUUUAUGACGGUUGGUUAGAUUUUUGGAGGGAAGUUGGACUAAUAGUCAUGAAAAGAAAAUGUUAUUAAAAACCUAAAAAUGAAAGUUUGUAGGGAUUUAUUGGUUCUCUUAGUGGGAAUGGACUGUUGCUCUCAUGUGUAAUCUUCUCCAUUUAAAGUUUUUCUUAAAUUUACCAGCUGUUCUCUUUCCCUGAACUCUCCCCCAGGUUUUAGGACAAAUUUAAUAGUGUGUAAUCCUCCUCAAACACUUCUGUAUAUUAAUCUUGGAAUUUUUGUCACUAAAAAUAAUUCAUAUUAUAACUGUGCCAUGGGCAUGCCUAUGUUUGUUGGGCUUUUUUCUCCUAUUUAAGGAGAGGUAUCUUCUUUAAAAUACAUGAGCUAUUUAUUUUGUGGGGGAAAUGAAAGUUAUUAAUCCCAAAUGAUUUUCUUACAAAUUAUUUGUAAAUGUCACUUAUUCAUUAGUCUUUUUGACAUAUUUUUUAAAAUAUUUAUUUUGAAUCAACUCUUUUAUCAUAAAAGGCUUGAGGAUUUGAGGGGUUUGUGUCCGUACAAGCCCCAGUCAAGCCAUAAUAAAUUGUCAACACAAAAAACAUUCUUGAAAGUUGCUCUUUAUUAAGAUAAUACAUUGGGCUUGCAACCAGAUGGAGAAAAUCACCAGAAAAGGGUGUGGGAGCAAAUACCUUGUUUAGGCUCUAGAAUAUUAUCUCCCUUUAUAAAUUCUUGUGGAGUCUGUAUGUUUUGGGAAUAAACAUCUGAUUAAGGCUAUUCCUAUUUGGAAAUAUUCUUUAGAGUGCUGCUUCUCAAAGUGUGGUCCAUCAAGCAGUAGCAUUGACAUCACCUGGGAGCUUGUUGGACAUAACUCUCUCCCAGUCUCCACUGCUACCUUCCAAAACAUAUUUUCCAUUAAAAAUAUCCCCAGGUGAUUCAAAUUCUAUUAAAGAUCAAGAGAUGUGAGAGACCCUGCACCAGCAGAUGUGAUUGAUUUCAAUUAGGGAAACCAAGACAGAUUUUUCUCAAAAGAAAGUUUGACUAAUGUAUAAAAACAACCUCUGAAAAAACUCGGAGUCCUAUGUAGAGUGUCAUUUGCUUUCACCUCGUAGCAUGUUGUUAAGGUGGUAGGACUUUUAUAUAUAGUCAGGAGUGAAUUUAGACAUCUCAAGCAAGCGAGACAUCUCAAAAAGCAAAUUCUCUGUCACAUUAGAAAAAAGCUUUGGGUUCCUAUGACUUAUUUUUUGUCCUUAUAACAAAAUGACAGAUUUUUCAUUUGUACGUCUGUAAUUCAGUCAGUCAGAGGGAGUAAUAAUUCAUCUACGAACUCCAGUAUUUAGUUCCCAGUUUUGAGAGUGGAAAUUCUUUCUCUUUCUCUUAUUUCUGCUCUUUGGUUCAUGUGAUAAUUGCAGAAUUAUCAAGCUAGUGAUAAUUGAAAGAUCAUUGUUUUAUUCUCAAAAACAAGAAUGAGGAAAAGCUGUUAAUCUGGUAACUAGACCGAACACUAAACUUGUGUCCUCUAAUUAAGCCAGAGAAUUAAAGACAGAGAAUUGGUCCCAUUACUACUUUUUAUUUUCCUUUAAGUUUUUUGUGCAUCUGUGGCAGGGCAUAGGUGGGAAGCACAAAAUUAUUUUGAUUUCUGUACAAGGAGAAGAAUGAUCAUAAGGAUGCCAUGUGUACUUUUAUUGUUUUAAUUAUGCUGUUGCUUUAGAACCUGAAUUUUGAGCUCAGGGUGUCGUUGGUAUGUUAGAAACAUUUCCAAGUCAAAUUGUAUAGAUAUAUUAGUUUUUUAUGAUGUGAGAAUAUGUUUGAUGUUUAUCCAAUUUUAUGAGGGAACAAUUUAAUAUUAAUGCUUUAUGUUCCUUAUGAAACCUUAAGAGUCACUCACUGGUUGAAAGUAGGUAACCUUUGAUUAAUAAUAAGUUGUUUGUGAAAGCCAAAGAGCUGAAGUCUGUACUACAGAAAUGGAAAGCUUUUCUGAUUCUUUGUGCAUUUUUUCUAGAAUGUGAGGGUUAACAACCUUAUAGAUUAUAUUAGUGUCAGUGCAAUAGAAAAUUUAAUUUCUGUGAGUAUUUAAUUUGUAUUUUGAAAUGGACACUGCAAUAAUUCUACUCUUGUCUAAUUGGCAAUUAACUUGAAGUGCAGAAAUAGGACUUACCAGAAGAGCAUAAACAGUGGGAGUUAGAAAUCUUGGGUUUUAUUCCCAGCUCUGCCACCAACUAGCAAAUUACAUCAUCUCCUUGUGCUUCAGCUUUUUGAUAAGUGGAGAUAAUAAUACUCUACCCGCUUCAGAGGAUGUUUGAGAGCUAAUGAUGUCAGCUAAAUCCCUUUAUGAUCAUGGAAUAGGGAAGCUCUGAGUGAAACUUGUGACUGUGCCCUAAAUUUAUAUAGAAAUUUCCCUUCUUAAAGCUUAUACACGUUCUCAUUUUAUAAUGCCAGUAUCUCUGUGAAAUAGGAAAGAACAAAUAAUGAUGUCUUUGUUUAAUUAACAAGGAAAUUGAGACAGAACUAUCAAAUGACUAGCUGAGUUGGAGCCAGGACUAGGUGGAAUUUCCUGCAAUGAGUUCUGAAAUUAGACCUAGGCUUAGACUCUGGCCCUCCUUACCAGCUGUGGAACAGAGCAAGUAAUGAAUUUGUAUAAAACUCAAGUUUCCUUAACUGUAAAAUGUAGGUGUUGAGAAACUUAACUUAUAGGACAAUUGUGAGCAUUUAAUUAGAUUUUUUUACAUAAAUUACUUAGCACCCUUCAUGCUGCAUGAAAACAAGCUAAAUAAAUGUUAAGUAACGACUAUCAUUAUUACAUUCUUACUGAUUAGGGAUAGGGCUGUUUGAAUAGAUGAACUGUGGUUCAGUGGAAAGUGCUCUGAAUUUUGAGCCAAACCUGGAUUCAGAUUUUCAUUCUAUUGCUUAAUCGCCUCAUGACCAGACAAGUCACUUAACCUUUCCAAGCCCCAGUGUGUCAUCUGUCAAAUAGAAAUGAUUACAUCACAAAGCUGUUCUGAGGAUAACAAACACAUAUGAAAACAUCUGGCAGAGUAUAUGACAUAUGUAUGUGAUUAAUAAAUGCUUUUGAACCAAGAA